This is a messenger RNA of Phialemonium atrogriseum, 3255 nucleotides long. RefSeq lists its product as uncharacterized. The coding region runs from base 1 to 3255 and encodes 1084 amino acids. Gene Ontology annotation, biological process: response to starvation; autophagy. NCBI's taxonomy places the organism in Eukaryota, Fungi, Ascomycota, Sordariomycetes, Cephalothecales, Cephalothecaceae. The record is from RefSeq and is a predicted model, not a curated record. The transcript has 2 exons. Gene Ontology annotation, cellular component: cytoplasm. Gene Ontology annotation, molecular function: protein binding.
AUGGGAAGGAGAGCCCGGUCGGUUCUUCUGCAAGCCCCUCCCCUCCUGCGUGCGAUUUCUCCAACGAGUUUUGCGACAACGGGCACAUCUCCGAGCAGGAAGGAAUGGGCAAGGGGGCUUGUUCCUGCAGCCAUGGCCGGGUCGCCUGGAAACCUGAUAAGCCUGAUGGGAGAGUCGCCGCCCACCCAGCCCUCUUCUUAUGAGGAUUCCAGGGCAAUGCAAUACGGGUGGUCCUCCCCGAGACCUUCUAAUCACUACCAGCUGGCGUCAGCUUCCCCUCCAAGACCGGCCACACGCCCGCUGAGCUUCCAGAUGGAUGGCCACUACACUCCCCCCGACCUUCACGGAAAUACAAUAGCAGCAGCACCUGCCGCCCACAGAAACUCGAUGCACUCAUAUCUUGCCCAUGCCCGAGCCAGCCCGAAUCCGCCACUGCCUCACCAACCCCAGGCGCACUUCUAUGGACUGCCUGGCAUCGAUUUUGACCCCCAACCGCUAUCUGGAAUGAAGGCUGGAGAGAGGGGUUAUCAUUUCGGGUUCGACACUCUCCCGUCACCGUCUGCUGACCGCCUUCUUGGCAAGGAUAACGUAGUCCUUUGUGGCUAUGAGGGAGGACUGGAGGUGCAUUCCGUUGGGAAGCGAGGAGCAGAGUAUGUCGCUAGUCUGAAGGGACUGCGAGGAGGUGUCUACCAUGCCAAAAUCCUGCCGUGGACCUCGCCCGGAUCGGACCUGUUCCCUCUAGUUGCCGUCGUUAUCCAUGGCCCCGCUGUCCCGUUGUCCUCUCUUGGGACGGCCAAUGACGGCGACUAUGAUGCGGUCUCCGCUGACAGGUCCGAUGCCAUCACAAAUACAGCCCCGGAAACGGGGACCAAAGAUGGCACGGGCAUCAAACCCUCCCCCGGUUUUAUUGAGGCGUACCAAACAUCGGUGGAAGUGUACUCCCUGAGGACGAGCGAGCUGGUCGAGGUUCUUCUUGAGGUGCCUAAGAUACCCCUCAAGACACCGAUAACGAGCCCUGUCUUUAAGGCCCCUUCGCCGACUGGAGCUCUCAACAUCAAGGCCGACGAUGGAAGCAUUCUUGUAUCUUCAGGAGUGACCGGCGAGUGCUGGCUGUACCGGCAGAUGAUCUUCUCGCGCGAAAACCGUGUGCAGUUUGUUUGCCUUGGCAAAUUGUGGACCACUCUUCAGCAUCCUCCCAAAGGAGAUACGGCAGGGGAAGCUGAUCGAGGACUGGUCCGGACCCAGCCUCGUCCGCGGCCGCAGAGCGCGAUUCUCUCACUGAGGGGAAGAUGGCUCUCUUACUGCCCGGCGACUCCUUCAUCCCAGAUUGCCCUAAGAGCAUCAGUCCGAGUUCUGGCCUCUAGCAAGGCUCCUGGACUCUCGUCGAUGACUCCGCCGCAGCUGCCUCCCAUAAACUCCGAGGUUGAUCUACCGAUAUCCGAGAGCGCCAUGAACAAGAUCAUGCGCGAUGCAACGCAGGAGCUGAUCCAGGGCGCAAAAUGGGUUGGCAAGCAAGGCUGGCAAGCUUGGAACAAAUAUUGGAAUCCACCAGCCUCACAACCGUCGCGGUCUCCUCCGUUUGGUGCCCAGGGCUGGGGAGGUGCCUUCCACCAACGGCAAGAGCCUGUCCAGUUCCCUCCGACGCAUGGGACUGUAACGCCGCCCGCCCCAAAGGACCCUGGGCUCAUCUCUAUCCUGGACAUCGAGUCCCUAAGUACUUCGCCUUCGUUGCACCCGACCAGCACCUUCCUAGCUCCCUAUGGCUGCAGCUUUCUCUCGCUUGCCCCCUCGGGGCUUUUGCUUUUCACUGCGAGCAGCAAAGGAGAUGUGCAGACAGUGUGGGACCUCAUGCGUAUCCAGUACACCAAGGCAUCGACACUCCAAUCGCCCCCCUCGUCGUCCGCUAAUGGCGGCUCCCGGGUCCGCCAGGUGGCACAAUUCUCCCGCAUGACGGUUGCUCGUAUCGUCGACGUUGCGUGGACGAAGCCCAAUGGUGAACGUGCUGCAAUGGUCACCGAGAGAGGAACAGUUCAUCUUCUGGAUCUCCCGUCGGGUGCCUUCACCUGGCCUCCGCCAAGGCGGAGAACUCGACCGCAGGACGACCAGUCGGCCACUGCCGAAGGGGGCCAUUCGGCCGUCUCCAUCGCCUCAAAUGCACUGAGCUCGGUUCGCGAUGUAGCCAGACCACUCAUGAACCGGCCGCGACGAAGCAGCUCUAAUGUGCCACAGCAGACAAGCCCUAGCUUGGUGGAUCAUGCCAGCCAUGGAGGGAAGGUGAUUGCCGCGAGCAUUAGUCAUUCUCUCGGCAAGACAGGCACUGCAAUCAGCCAGCUGCGGCACACUGGAGAGAACCGUGUCUCUCUUCCCGCCAGUACCAUUUCUCCCGGUCCAUCGUGCGUUGUCUGGAUAACAACCAGGAAAGAUCACCACCUGUUUGUCCUGGGCGGCGGCCUAGUCCGGACCUUCCCAACUAAGAGCCGGCGGAUGUCCUUAGGAGGUGGUGCUAGGCAACGAGCGACUCGUUUGACACGAUACAAGGAUUUCAGGCUCCCUAAUCUGCCAGAUAGCGUCCUCGCUCCGUCAAUCAAGAGAUAUCUCGACCCUGAAGAGUACUUGGACUUGACGGAGAAGGAUCUAGAUGCAGGCAAUAACACGAUGGUGCUUGAUAAUCGGUCGAGGCUACAACAAGCGGGCGACCCCAGUGCCGAGUCCUCGAUCCCACAAGCCGAGAUAGAAUCAAACGCUCCCUACCAACCUUUCCACACGGAUAGGCGAGUGGCGCUGUACGAGUACUGCGAAGAUGACGGCCUAGGAGGGGACUUACCAGCUCUGUCGGCACUCUUUGCGACGGCAAGCCUGGAAGACAAGCCAACCGCGACGGGAUCGCGACGGAAGCGGCAGCAGCAGCAGCAGCAGCAGCAGCAACAACAUGAGCAACAGAAGCCGCGGCAGGAGGAGGCUGGGUCAUCCAGUUCGCACGACGUCUGGGUAUUUGGGCAGCCAGCCAAUGCAGCAAAGCUAGAUCUCGGCUUGCCGCUCACGGCCGAGGAAUCAUUCAACAUUGCUUCGGACGAAUCACGCGCUCUGCCGGCUUCAGCGAUGGAGAGAGUCCUGCACCAUUCUGGUGUAAAUGACGACCAGAUCGUCGUCACCACGCGCCGGAGAAGAGGGGCUGGGCGUUCGGCCGACCCCGACGACGACGGGUUUUUCGAGGACGACUGCGAGGUCCUCGACUUUGCCGAUCAGCGAGUCUAA